This is a messenger RNA of Phytophthora sojae, 450 nucleotides long. RefSeq lists its product as hypothetical. Bases 1 to 450 code for a protein of 149 amino acids. The transcript has a single exon. The record is from RefSeq and is a predicted model, not a curated record. NCBI's taxonomy places the organism in Eukaryota, Oomycota, Peronosporomycetes, Peronosporales, Peronosporaceae.
AUGGAUCGUGCGCUGCGUCUGCAACAGCAACUUUUCAUGAGCGAGUUCGUGCAGCAGGUGGUCUCGAACCAAGACUCGCCGUCUCACUUCGUCCCCCGAGUCAAGCCCGGCAGCGACAACAACCAACGCUCUAGAUCCAGGUCCAAGCCGUACUGGGCCACGAGCGCAGUCUCCCCAGGCAUCGAGAAGCUGCUGCAACGCCAGCGACGAGCUCCCUCUGCGUCAAAGUCCCGACCUACUUCAGCUUCCACCAAACCCGUCCACCAGCCCCGUUCCUCUCGAGCCCCGGUAGCAACUUCCACGAAGCCCCUCCUCCAGCCCCGUUCUUCUCGAGUUACUCAACGGAAGCCCCCACCGUCUCCUCCCCCGCGUCGCCAGCUCGACAACGACCAGCACCUCGCGUGGGCUGCGCGCAUCAGCGAGCUGUACCGACCAACCGUCGAGCAGUAG